Parnassius apollo (apollo) is the source of this 1215-nucleotide messenger RNA. Lineage: Eukaryota; Metazoa; Arthropoda; Insecta; Lepidoptera; Papilionidae. The record is from the annotation of a GenBank genome assembly.
AUGCAUUGCUUUUCUGCUGAGCUGGAGCCGUCUAUUCCCGUCACAGAACAAAAACUGGCAGACCGAGUUCGGUACAUCAUGUGCUCGAAAAUAUUUGAUGAUGCCGAGCUCGAACGACUACGACGUGAGGCCAUUCUCUCAUCGAAUGAAUUGGCUACUAUUGGGGAUGCGGCUCCUCAGGCGACAGACCAGCUGCCACGCGUAGAAGCCGCCGUGGAUCUUCCAGUUGUGGUUGAUUCAGACGAUGAUGAAAUGGUCUCCCACGAACUAGAGCAAAUGAGGAGUAUAUUGGAAGAGGCGAUUUUCGAAACGCGCAGCAUGCCUCUCGAAAAUCGACCGCAACUUCUCCGCAUACCACUAAGCAAGCGAAAUCGGGCUUUCGCGAGGGCUCUUGACCCAAUGCUGGUAACCUAUUUGGUAGCCAGCCGAGACCUUUCCGAGACGGACUCAGUUCUUUUUGGCGCCGCAGUGGCAGCUUGCCGUAUUAUUGGCGCCAAACUUCCCAUGGCUGGACGCGCUACUAAACAAAGUAGUGCCAUCCCAGCCUGGAGAAAAAGAAUUGAGGACCGUAACGCAAAGGCAAAAGCCCUUAUCAGCAGACUGAUAAGCUUCAGGUCGGGUAAUAAUAGACCGAGGGUUAUGCGCACCGUUAGAAUGGCGUUUGCUGGGACAAAUAUCAGUUUGUCCCAGCCGGAUAUCACGCAGAAACUAACGGAGCGCAUAGACGACCUGAAGCAAAAGAUUGCUGCUUGGGGGAAGCGGAUUUGCCAAUUUACCGAGAAGUCAAGGCAGUUCAACCAGAAUCGUCUCUUCCAGAGUGAUCAGAAGAGGCUCUACAAAUCAUUGGAGCGACCAGAGGUAUGUGGAGCGGGCCCAGGACCGGAUCAGGCUAACACUGUCGCAUUUUGGCGUGGCCUGUUGUCAGAGCCCGUAAACCACAGCGAGGGCCCUUGGACGGAAGUUGUAGCGAGUCAGUGUGUGAGUAUUACGCCCAUGGACCCCGUCAUCAUAACGCCGGAUGACGUAGCUGAGGCGAUCCGUAGAGCCCAGAACUGGAAAAGUCCGGGACUUGACGGACUGCAUCACUACUGGCUGAAGGGGUUCAUGGUGUGUCACGCUGUGCUCGCCCGUCAGUUUCAAGAGGCUCUCAACCAGAAGUCGCUCCCAAGCCUCUUCACUACUGGGAUCACUCAUUUGGUUUCUAAAGACCAGUAA